Molecule: messenger RNA, 2286 nt
Organism: Cottoperca gobio
Lineage: Eukaryota; Metazoa; Chordata; Actinopteri; Perciformes; Bovichtidae
Product: interferon-induced, double-stranded RNA-activated protein kinase-like
Exons: 17
Coding region: 101-1942 (613 amino acids)
Biological process (GO): eiF2alpha phosphorylation in response to endoplasmic reticulum stress
Cellular component (GO): nucleus; cytoplasm
Molecular function (GO): double-stranded RNA binding; ATP binding; eukaryotic translation initiation factor 2alpha kinase activity
Source: RefSeq, a predicted model, not a curated record
UGAAACGAAACCGAGAACGGAUUUACGCCGGACUGCAGCAGAGAUAGAGACAAGUAUUGUGAGCUUUGCACUUUGCUUUCACAGUUUUAUGUAAUUUAAGAUGGAAAGUGGAAACUGUAUCGCUAGACUAAACGAGUACGCUCAGAAAACACAAUCUAAACUGCGCUACGAGGACGUUGAGUCUGCUGGUCCCAGCCACAAUAAAACAUUCACCCAGAGGGUAGUCCUAAAUGGCAAAGUCUAUCCCGGUGGUGUGGGGAAGACGAAGAAGGAAGCCAAGUUUAAUGCAGCUAAAAAUGCCCUGACAGGAAUGUUUGGGAGCGAACAUCAGGACUCUGAUGACACAACUGCAGAUGAGAGUAACAACUCUACAGCAGCUCAACAACAGGAGGAACUAGAUCAACUUGUUUCUAAAACCAGUAAUAAGACAAGAAACCCGAGUGUGAGCUCUCAGGACAACAGCUAUAAAGAGAUUAAUUUCAUCGGAUUAGUUAACCACUACUGUCAGAAAAAAACCCUCUGCCAUACAUUCGUUGAAGUGAAGAGAUCCGGUCCAGCUCAUAUUCCUCAAUUUUUCUACAAAUUAAUAAUUGACAACAAGGACUACCCUGUGGCUGAGGGUAAGACUGCCAAGGAAGCCAAACAAAAUGCAGCUCAGUUGGCAUGGACUGCUCUUCAAGAACAAACAGACUGGGACAGCAAGGUGUCCGUCAGAUCAACAGUGUCCGAAGGUGGUGCACCAUCUUUGUUGUCAGAGCCAUCAACUCCACUGGAAUUCAAUGAAUCAUCAUCACAAAGCACGAGUCGCUCAAUAAUAUUCAAAGAUUCAUCAAACUCUUUUGAAGCUCAGACGUCCUCAUGGUCUACUGCAUAUGAAGAUGGUGAACCAACCAGGUGGUCAACUUCACUGGAGUCUCUUGCAUCGCCACAAAGCAUGGCGACGGGUACAAGUGGCUCAGAAAUAUUCACUGAUUCAUCAAACUCGUCCAACGAUCAGCAUGCUGUAAAAGACAAGAAUGUGGGAAAUAGUCAGAAUGGGACAUCCACCCCAAGCGUUAAUCUCAACAGGUUUACUUCAGACUAUGAUUCCAUGGAGCGUAUUGGCAGCGGAGGCUAUGGUCUAGUUUACAAAGCGAGACAUAAACUGCUGAACAAGUAUUUUGCAGUAAAGAUUGUCCUCAGUGAAGCGAAAGCUCUUCAAGAGGUGGCGGUAUUAUCAGACCUCCACCACCCUAAUAUCGUCAGAUACAACACAGCUUGGAUGGAGGAUUCAGGAUACGAAUGGAACAAUUUAGUUGGCAAAUAUUUCCGGUCUGCAGUUGAUUCAUCGGCAAAGUUCCUCUAUAUGGAGAUGGAGUUAUGUGACACAAAAACACUUACAGAGUGGAUUGCUGAGAAGAACGCUCAGUCUCCGCAAGACUCCAAGAGAAGUCAAGAAAGUCUAAGCAUUGCUCAGCAAAUCGUUAGUGCAGUGGAAUAUAUUCACUCCAAGAAGCACAUCCACAGAGACCUUAAGCCUGAAAACAUCCUGUUUGGAGUGGAUGGAAAAGUGAAGAUUGGAGACUUCGGUCUGGUCACCGGAGAUGAUGACUCUGCUAUGAUGGACAGAACAGAGAACAAAGGAACCCGAUCUUACAUGGCUCCUGAACAAAGGGGGACGACCUAUGACCGAAAAGUGGACAUAUUUCCUCUGGGGUUGAUAUACUUGGAACUCCUUUGGAAAGUCUCUUCUGGCCACGAAAGAGUAGAGGUUUUAAAGAAAGCCAGAAGUCAGAUUCUCCCCACAGGCCUUUUGCAGACUUUCCCAGAAGAGAACCAAAUCAUCAAGUUAAUGCUGCGUAAGAAGCCAGAAGACCGACCUGAAGCAAGUGAACUGAAGGCAGAUCUGGAGGAGUUGGCUCAGACAUUCGCAAAAAUAAUUUUGCAAAAUGUUACCGUCUAAUAAUCACAAGGAAUUGUUGUGACAAGUCUUAGGAGAGUUUGGAAAUAUGUCUGUUCUCGUGGCUGUCAUCUGAUGAAAUGGUUUAUAUAUGAUGUUAUUGAUAUUUGUCGAAAAACGGUUAACGUACUACACUUCUUUUAACACAUUGGCACUGUCCUGUCUGUACUUACAGGAGGUCAAAUCAUUAACCAAGCGAUCAAUGAACAUCCUAACAAAGGGGUUGUAAUAUCAUGGCUUUUAUAAUCAAGGAAUGAAACAUGUAAUCCAAUUUUAUUAUGCUUUUAAAAGGUAACUUUUUCAUUAAUUCACAUAUGUCCAGUUGUUUUAAAUAAUCAUGAGCUUGU